AUGAGCCUUUCGAGCUCGUGUGACACCUAUUUCGAAGAUCCGGCAAGCAAGAUCAGGAACGCGAAGUGGAGGAAGCUUGGUGGCCUUUUCAAGGCAAGAAACGCAUUCCUCGACGACCCAGCUCCAUCACCAUUCUAUCAAUUGCAGGCACGAUAUGUUCCCCAGCCGGUCAACAAUUCCGAGUCAAGUUUCCUACCUUACACUACCGAUCCCGCUCCACCAGCACACGAUGCAAAAUUCCUAUUCGAUCAAAUACUUGAAUCUGAUGGCCAGCUUCACCCACAGAGGCAUGUGGGCAGUCCGCUGCAGCCUGUACAUGGCGCACGGGGCCGGUCAAGGAAUGUCUCGAACGCUUCAGGUGGCAGGUCGGCGCAGCAGAACUUCUCUCAUCUGGGUCUACCACUUCUGGACGUUAAAAUCCCACAUGUGCAGAUGGAGCGGUAUAGUGUCAUGUUUGGAAACGUACUUGACAAGACUCUCGGAAACUUGGUAACCAACCCUGAUGAGAACGCAGAUGGUCCCCGGGUUGCACAUCUGCAGGAGCCACGUGCGGAGAGGUCAGAGACAACGUCAAUCACCAAGGACAACGCAUAUCUCGUACCCGAGCCCAAUACCACCUACCCUCGUCGAGCAACAUCACCCACUCCAUCGAAAUCACCAUCCUUUUCACUCUUUCCGCAGCUACCCCAGGCUCCAGAAAUGAUUGUCGGUUCGCUCCCGCCAAGAGAGCAAAGUCCACUUCAGAGAUCCUUUACUGCUCCGGCCCGGUUAUCACCAAUGCAAGAAAAUUUCAGUCCUGACCAAAUGCAAGCACCACAAGUAGACGAUUUGAAGGCUGAUCACGAAGCCACCGCCAGCCCGAUCCAAAGCGCCUCGAUGUUUAUCCAAGAAUGGGAUUCUUUCAAGCGUGCUGUCCACUCGCCCUCAUCAACUUGUUCCUCUAUAGUUGACGAUGUACGCUUAGCGACGAUGUCAAUGGACACACCAGAAGGAAUUCGAGAUCAAUUCGAGGUUACAAAUGAUCAAGAACUAAAAGUAUCACCUCUUAAGCCCAAACAUCUGGCUAGGGACACUGAAGAUGAACUUGUCACGAGGCAACACACCGAAACCCAUGUGCAAACAAUGACCAGGGUCAAUGUACACGAAGACACGUUAACAGCACUAGAGCGUCCCAGAUCUAUCACUUCAAAGAGCAACGACGCUUCUCGCAGUUUGCAGCCAUCUAAAGCCCGCAUAGAUCAGAUCAUGCGCGGUCCCUUACCUAAUCAGCAUCCAGAACCGCCGUCUGAUCUAAGGAAUGGGCAUAAAAAGCCCAACAAACCACAAUCGGCCGUCGUUAACGAACAGUUGCUGUAUACCGGAGAUGCUUCACCAUUGCGAGAUGGAAUUGGAAGCGCUACCCACGAGCUAGCUAUUCUGUGUGCGUCCGCUAGAGAUGUUCCUGUUAAAGAACAAAAGGCUGCUGCAUCUAGCCAGAGCCCUCCUUACAUCGAGCUGACACCGUCGCAGAUGCAGCAAUUAACGAGGACUCUACAACAGCCAGCACAUGGUUCCGGUGCCAUUUUCCCUCCCGGACGACAGCAUCCAACCGUUACACAGCGCUUGGCACAAAAUGUUCCCGAUUCUCAUACAAGACAACCUCCACAGAUCCCUGUGUCUGGCACAACACAACCUCCUCAAUUUGACAUUGGACAUCCUCAAUCACGUCCUGCCAUAGCAAAUACCUCUCAUAGACUCCAUCCUACAUAUCCCAGACCAUCCCUCAAUGCUAGCAAUCAAUCAUUUCCAACUUACAAACCGCCACCUCCAAUUUCCAGAGGGCCUAAUCAGCCACCCUUCAACCAAUCCAACACACAGACAAGACUAGAUGCUCGCUUUGCGACCACUCUUCAGACGGAGAAGGAUCAGGACAAUAUAAUUGAUUAUUACCUCGACGAUAACGAUACUAAGUCAUCUUCUCAAACACCUAAAUCGCCUAGGAAACUGCAAAAGCGACUUUCAGACAAAGCGAAGAAACGCUUGUCCCAUAGCAGCAGACCCUUUCCAUAUCCAAAAUCAGAGCCAAAGUCGGAGCCAAGAUCUGAGUCACAAUCAUCGCAGCCCUCCAAGACAGCACCCUGGUCUCCUAUACCCAUCUCAAAGUACUCUCCCAGUAUCGUCCCUUUCCUAAAUCCCAUUGUGUCUCCUCCUACUACCUCACAGCAAAGCCAUGAUCACGCUCGGCGUUACUCCUCAACCCUCGCCGAACAAGAUCCGUUAGAUCCACAUCUGCUCUCUCCAGCCGUCCGUGCCGCCAGAGAGAAAGCCACGGAGCUCAUCAAAGCUUCCUCUGUCGGCGCCUUCUCCCAGAAUCACACUGACCCACCAUCAACAUUAUAUCAGCCGCCUAGACCUACCCGAGCCGGGUUCAGUUUCAUCGUCGACGGCCCCAACAAGGCUCCUCUUAGCGAGCCGUCCUUUUACUCGCACCCGGACGUCAGCUCGCCUAGCCUAAUAAGCCCGAGUCCUGAUCCCUAUACGACGAGUGAAAGGUCAGGAAAUAAUUUGGCAUUGCAAGCGGCUGGGAAAUUUUCUAUGUCGAAGCGCAGCCCAAGCAAGGGAGCAAGCCUAUCGGGCCUUUCCUCCGGAACAGACGGCAUUGAAUCACGAUCUACGAACCAUAAGCCGCCGCGACCCAUUCGAUCCGCUUCUGCGGGCACGCGUGGGACUGGAGCUGGAACUGCGGAUAUCCAGGGCCAUCUGAAACCGGAAAAAGGCGAAAAGGUGGUCGAGAGACAGGCCGGAUUGGUUCCCACGAUUGUGGAGCAGGAGAGAGGGGAUUGGCAGUGUAGGAGUGUGAAUCUGGUGAUUGAGAGUGCUUGA
Endocarpon pusillum Z07020 is the source of this 2862-nucleotide messenger RNA. RefSeq lists its product as uncharacterized. The record is from RefSeq and is a predicted model, not a curated record. The transcript has a single exon. NCBI's taxonomy places the organism in Eukaryota, Fungi, Ascomycota, Eurotiomycetes, Verrucariales, Verrucariaceae. The coding region runs from base 1 to 2862 and encodes 953 amino acids.